This is a messenger RNA of Ambispora leptoticha, 645 nucleotides long. NCBI's taxonomy places the organism in Eukaryota, Fungi, Glomeromycota, Glomeromycetes, Archaeosporales, Ambisporaceae. The record is from the annotation of a GenBank genome assembly.
AUGUCCUCAGAAACUCCAAUUAUAGCUGAAACUGCAUCAGUGUGUACUGCAGAAAAGGAAGUCAUUACCUCUACAACUUCAUUAGACCAAGACUAUCAGUCUAUUUAUCUUAAUAUUAAAACACCUAGUCCAUCUCCAAAUCACCUUUAUCAAGAAAUUUCUAGUUUAUUCUCAACUUAUUCUUCAACUUAUUCACCAAUCUAUCCACAACUUCCUGGAAUAACAACUAGUCCUAUCUACUGUAAUCAAGAAGAAACAAAUUUUGAACAAACAGAAUCAAAAGAUAUAUUAGAACAAGACUUCCUUUCUGAACAAACUAAUUUAAUACCUUUAUAUAAAUUAGAUAUGCAAGUUUUACUUGCUAAAGACUAUAAAACUAUAAAAGAAGCUAUAGAAGAGCAAGAAAAUGAUAGAUACAAUAGGGAAUGGACCUCUGAGAAAAUUACUAUUCUCCUUUAUACCACAAAAUUUCUGAGCUAUCCUAAGCAAGACGAAAAACUACCUGAAGAUUUAGAAAACUUAAAAGGCUUAGAAGACUUACCAACAGAAACAGAAGCUUUGCAACAGGCUUUGCAAACUAAUACCCUUAAAUAUAACUUCGUAUAUAUUAUAGAUAUUUUAAUUCCCUAUGAGGAAUAUAUUUAG